AUGAACGGCGGAGAAAGGCUUGCGUGUCAACAGUGCCGUUCACGGCAUCUGAGAUGCGAUCGCAAGAGGCCAAGAUGCUCCCGGUGUCUCAAGGAUGAUGUCGAUUGUGUGAGCCGGGCCGAGCUCCCCGAGCAGCCGAAGAAGAAGGCAAGGCUCGCCAAUCCAUCCAAACAUCAACCACAGUUUCCUGCCGACCAGCCAUGGUUUCGAGUCAAAAAGGCACUAGUGUUCAUUGACGAGAAUGAAUCAACAAUCUUCGGAACUGGGCAAGUCCUGGACUUCGAAGAGGAAACAGAAGAUCCGACGCAGCUAAUAGGAGAGACAUCUGACCAUGCUUCCACUUCAAACAUUGGGACGGCACCUACAGGGAAUCACGAUCAAACAACAGACUACAUACAGGCUUCAGAAGAGCCUAUUGAGCCCGCUGGAGACCCUCACCAACCUCAGGCGACAAUACGCUUUGAGACGCUCGUUGAGGCAGCUGCUGAGUGUAGAGCUGAGCGCUCACAUAGCGCUCCGACAGAUCUCGCUACGGAGCCCAUAGCUGACACGGCCUUCCCAACGUCAACAAGUGGCAUAUCACCACCCAUAUUCGAAUUCGCGCUGGAUGGUGGGACCUCGUCAUCCCACACCUCUCUUCAUCAAAGUCGAUUGUCAGAGCGUAACGAUGCCUUGUCACCACACAACUUCCGAUCCUUUGGGUCGCCCCGAGAUCCUUCUACAGGCCGUACCUCCACCAUCUCUCCGGAAGCGGCCUUCUCUUUACCUACAACGCCUAUAUUGUCCGCACACGAAGGCCGGCUGAUGCAACACUUUAUCGAGCAUCUCGCACCUAGCAUCGAUGUGUGCAGUCAAGAGCAGAUUUUUGGACGACUUGUCCCACGGAUGGCUUUCUUGUCGCCUAUUCUACUCACAGCCAUCUUUGCGGUUGCCUCAAAGCAUAUAUCUAAGACGAUAGAGAUGACCGAUCCGACCCCAGAGUGCUACUUCCAGGAAACUCUGGACCAUCUGAUACCUGUAUUGAACGAGCCUGAUGCGCUUGUCGAGGAUUAUGUGCUGGCUGCAGUAGUGAUCUUGAGAGUCAUGGAAGAGAUGGACAUUUCACUCUCCGGAUACGAUCAACAGAGCCAUCUGCCCGCAAUACAUGCUCUCAUCAGUGCACAAGAGCGAUUUGCCACUCGAGGUGGUCUCCGACAAGCAGCUUGGUGGGUAGGGUUUCGCCAAGAGAUGGUCGUCGCCUUCAUCAACCAAAGACCGAUUGUGCCUGUAUUGGAGCAUUGUAACCUGGACCGAUCAUUCUCAGCAGCGGAUGAUUGCACUUGGACCAACCGGAUCAUCGUACAUUGCGCAGAUGUUAUAAACCAUUGCUUUCAAAAUGGCUCGCUCGAUCAACAAACCUAUCAAGCACUUCGAGAUUACGGAGAAGCCUGGAUGGCCCACAAGCCUCGAUCUUUCAAUCCCAUAUUCCAGUCGCAGCCUUCAGGGAUGGGAUCGUCGUUCACAAAAACCUGGUACGCCGGUGAUACUAUCGCUAAGGGCAUUCAGCACUACCAUCUGUCGAAAAUACUACUUGUCGCUCACGACCCAAACAUACCAAGACUGGGGCUUCAAAGGAAGGCAUUUGAGCAUACCGUUGACGAUCAACUAAGGUCUCACGCGAGAACCCUCUGCGGUAUUGCCCAGGGUGGUUGCAAGACAGCAGCCAUAUGGGUCACCACAUGCAUGGGUAUAUCAUGGUGUGGAGAUCGAUUUACCUCUCGCGCAGAGCAAGAAGAGUUGCUUGAGAUUUUGAGAUACACCGACAGAGUUCAUGCUCGACAUACUCUGUCUACGCAAAAGCACCUCAUACAAGCAUGGGACUGGCCUAUAAGCACCUGA
Molecule: messenger RNA, 1878 nt
Organism: Aureobasidium pullulans EXF-150
Lineage: Eukaryota; Fungi; Ascomycota; Dothideomycetes; Dothideales; Saccotheciaceae
Exons: 5
Coding region: 1-1878 (625 amino acids)
Biological process (GO): positive regulation of transcription by RNA polymerase II
Cellular component (GO): nucleus
Molecular function (GO): transcription cis-regulatory region binding; zinc ion binding; DNA-binding transcription factor activity, RNA polymerase II-specific
Source: RefSeq, a predicted model, not a curated record